Molecule: messenger RNA, 4391 nt
Organism: Cucurbita pepo subsp. pepo (vegetable marrow)
Lineage: Eukaryota; Viridiplantae; Streptophyta; Magnoliopsida; Cucurbitales; Cucurbitaceae
Product: nuclear pore complex protein NUP1
Biological process (GO): nuclear membrane organization; poly(A)+ mRNA export from nucleus
Cellular component (GO): nuclear envelope
Source: RefSeq, a predicted model, not a curated record
CUUUCUCUUUCUCUUUGUGCGCGUGGUCUAAUAAAAACCCUAAUUUGCUCAAUUCCUUACUUUCUUUCUUCCUCCUUCAACAAUUUCCUCUGUUUCACGGCAUUGAAGGGAGGACCUCAACUCUGUGUUGUUAAUGGCGACAGAGCGCGAGGAGAUUCGUUACGAAGGAGGAAGAGGUGGGAAGUUUCAGAAACGGCCUCUCAGAAGGUCGCAUACGACGCCGUAUGAUCGGCCGCCGACUGCUUUGAGAAACUCUGCUGGAAACGGAUGGCUCUCUAAGCUUGUCGAUCCGGCGCAGAAGCUCAUCACCUCCAGUGCACAUAGGCUGUUUUCUAGCGUGUUUCGUAAACGUAUUCCCCCUCCGCCGCCGUCAUUGCCCGUUUCUCGAGAGGCUAAUGAUGAGAUGGGAAAUGAGAACCAUGAAGAAGUUGCAGCUGAUCUUCCUGGAACUCAAGAAGGGACGAACCGCGAUUUUGGUCCGAGUAUCAAAACUGAUAACACACAUGGGGUGACUGACCUUGAGCAAAUUUUGAAGGAGAAGACCUUUACAAGAUUUGAGAUUGAUCGCUUGACUGAACUUUUGAAAUCAAGAGUUGUUGAUGUUCCAAGUGGGGUUGAAGAGAGGAAAUUUGAACAGGCCCCUUCUACGCCUGUUAUCAGUUAUGAAAUACAGGAAGGAUCUCCAAAAUUUCGAGCUCAAGAUGGAAUUAGCUCUCACGUGGUUCCAACUCAAGUUAUGAGAGCAAAUGUCCUUGAUGAGGAUGUUGCUUCACCUGCAGAGAUUGCAAAAGCAUACAUGGGCAGCAGGCCUCCAAAAGCAACUCCGUUGAGUAUGGCGUCCCAUAGUCACAAGUUUGGGGAUAGUUUUGCUUCAGAAAAUCUCUCGAAAUCCUCUGCUUUAACUCUUGUGCCGAGAUCUCCUGGAAAUUUUGAUGUUAUUGAAAAUGGUUUUGUCACCCCAAGAUCUCGAGGCAGAUCUGCUCUGUACAAUAUGGCUCGAAUGCCAUAUUCCGGAGUUAGUGCAACCCAUAGCAUAAAGAAUAGUGUAGCGACAACAGAUGCUUACAGGGCAACAGGGUCCUCAUCAUCUCAGUUAGCAUGGGAGCGAGGGAGAGUUCUGGGGUCUAAACAAGGGGCUUUAAAACGCAGAAGCUCAGUUUUAGAUGAUGAAAUGGGACAUGUUGGUCCUAUUCGUAGACUUCGUCACAAAUCCAAUCUCCUUUACCCAACAGGUUUGAGUUUACCAAGCAGUUCAACUUCUAUUCCAGUAAGUGGAAUUGGUUCUGAGAAUGCUCAGCAGUUUCAGUCUACAAAAGUGCACCCGUUUUCAUCUUCUUCUGGGAAGGCACUUUAUUCGCGUAGUUUGUCCAAACGGUCUGCAGAGUCCGAAAAUGAUGUGAAACCUAGUUCAAGUUUUUCUCAAAUUCCUCUCAGGUCAAGUGAGAUGGCCUCAAAAAUACUUGAGCAGCUUGAGAAAUUGACCCCUCCAAAGGAUAGGUCUUCAAAACUAAAGCUGCUUAGUGUGACGAAUAACUCACCCACAAAGUUGUCACCAUCAAUGUUGCAUGGGCCAGCUCUUAGAAGCCUGGAAGAUGUGGAUUCAUCUAAGUAUUUGGAAAAUGUUGAAGACAUUCAAUCUAAUGAUGCCCGGGAGCUUACUUCUCAAAAGAACAACAAGGUUGAGGAAAGCAGUUCAUUAAAAUAUAAAUUACCCAUUGAUAAGGCAAUUUCUGCAGGUGAUGGAUUAGGUUCUCUAGUUCCUACGAAGGACACUGUACUCAGUUCUCGUCCGCAAGUUGCAUUUGUUGGUGCUUCCCCACAAACAAAAUGUGCUUUCCAAAUGAGUGCCCAUGAGGAUUUUGUAGAUAUUGAUGAAGAAGGAUGUUCUAAUGGGCCAGUGACUGAUAUAUCGUUUGAUAGGCGAGAAAAAAUGGAUGGCUCAUUAGCGGCAAUGAGCAAGCCGAAUGAUACUGAAGCCAUUACAGUAGAUAAGCCUCAGGCUUCAGCUGAGGUUAAACCAUCCACUGCAUCUGAACUGAACAAAAUGAAUGGCCAGAGAAAAUCUGAUGUUCCUGUGAUUGCUGAGAAGAGCCCCAUCUUUUCCUUUGCUACAGCAUCUCCACCUAGCAUUAUAGCCAAUGCAAAAGAUCCUGAAUCAACCUUGAGACCUGAAAAAAAUAUUUCACCUGAGGCACCAAAACCCGCUAAUGCCCCUAUAUUUGGCUUUGGAGAUAAGCUACCAUCACAAAAGGAAUCAUUUUCUUCUGCUCCCACCUUUGCGUUUGGAAACAAGUUUGCCCCCUCAACGAAUGAACAAAAUGCUGUUCCUGUUGCAAAUUCUGAAAGCAAUGUUGCACCAGGAAAAGCUACAUUUCCUAUUCCUGCAAAUGCUGCCACAGAAAAUGGAAAUAAGAAUACAGGGUCUCCGUUUAAAUUUGCAUCGCCUUUAGUCAAUGAAAAAGAAAGGGCUAAAGUGGGCAGCUCUUCGGUUUUUAAAGCCGAGAGUAAUAGCAGCAGCAUCCUGUCAUUUGGAGUUCCAAAAGAGUCCAUGUCAGACAAAGCUGGUGAUAAGAGUUCGAGUGCCGGUCUCUCGGUUGGUACAUCUGAGAAUUUGUUUUCGUCAUCUGUCUCGACAUCGACAUCAUCUCCCAGCUUAUUUUCCUUCAGCUCCCCUAGCACUAAUUCAAAUCUUAAUAAUGGAUCUCUUGUUUCUACCCCAUCUAUAUUUUCCUCCCCAGCCACCACCUUUUCGAAUAAUAUAACAAAUCAAAAUCCAUCCAUCAAACCGUCCCUCACUACUGCCCCUAGCAACAGCGAACCCGCCACCACUACUACUAGCCUUUCUAUGCCUUCUCCUGUGCCAUCUUUUUCAGCUGCACCUAUUUUCAAAUUUGGGAGCCCUAGUGUUCCUUCAUCUUCCGCUCCAGCUCUAUCAGCAGCGGAAACCAAGACCAAGCAAGAGACAACCUUUGGUAAUUUAAGUGGCAUUCCUCCAAGCGACACGUCUGCUGCUAAAGUAUCUAGUACUGGAGGCAGCGUUUUUCAAUUCGGAGCUGCAGCUACUACAGAUUCUAAUAAACGACCAGAAAAUUCGACUUCUGCUCCAGGCAAUGUCCCUACAUUUGGUGCUCCGGUUUUUCCUGCUAAUAGUGGGGUUGCAUCUUCUACUCAGAGUACACCUGUUUUGCCAUUCAGUUCAUCAUCUACAUCAUUUGGUUUGGCUGCGAAUACGGGUUUGUCUUCUGGCAGUUAUCUGUUUGGUUCUUCAGCUCCAGCGUCGAAUUUGUUCUCUCCUGGCACGACGUUUGGGCUUACUGCUACCAGUUCUUCUGCUAAUAAUUCUGUCAGCUCUGGUGCUGGUACCAGCUCUAGCUUCUUUAACUGGCAGACAUCCUCCACGCCAUCAUUUUCCACUGGAUUCAGCUCAACUCCAACUGGAGGGUUCCCUUUUGGUCUUUCAUCUUCUUCCGCUGCUUCUAAUAGUUCACCUAUGCUCUUUGGGUCAUCAACAACUAGUGCAUCGACAACGUCAAUGUUCUCAUUUACUUCCGCUGUGUCGUCACAGCCUGCUUUCGGUAAUUCUAAUCAUGGCUUCACUUUUGGUUCAACCCCCCCUGCCAAUAAUGAUCAAGCAAAUAUGGAGGACAGCAUGGCUGAGGAUACCGUCCAGGCAGUCACGCUGCCUACGCCUACUUUUGGGCAACAGCCCCUUACACCACCUCCAUCAUCAGGGUUUAUGUUUGGUUCAGCGGCCCCUCCUCCGGUAGCAGCAAGUCCUUUCCAGUUUGGCAGCCAGCAAAAUGCACCUACCCCACAAAAUCCCUCUCCAUUUCAUGCUUCUGGUAGCUUAGAUUUCAAUGCCAGUGCUGGAGGGAGCUUCUCAUUAGGCGCGGGUGGCGGUGACAAAGCGAACCGAAAAUACGUGAAAGUUAAAAGCAAAUCACGAAAGAAGUAGGAGCAAUCGAGAGAGAAGGUAUUAUGUGUUUGUAUACCCCAGUUAUUUUUCAUCUAGGAAAAAGUUAUAUUUCCAUCACCGUCACGACAUCGGUUGGAUUGGGGAGGGGUGGAGGGAGCGGGAUAUCAUUUGUCACCUGGAUUGUUUGAUUUCGACAUAAUACGAGGAAACGUCGAAGCCAAGAAUUGUUGGUUGUGUUUUCUCAUUUAAGUGGCAAAUUAUUUUGUGGUUUUGUUGUUGGUAGCACAAGUUCACAAAUUUUGUAUUAGGUUUAGCAAAGUGGAAGAACACUCAUUGUACUGUAAUAGUAAGUAGUAGUCUGUGAAUGUUUCAGGUAAAACAUCAACCCUGUGCUAUGGACUCAGUUUUCCUGUAAUUUGUUAUUUGUUGUAACAUAAGAAAAGGGAAAUAUAUGCUGUUGUUCAAGGAAGCAUCA